AUGCUCCUGCUCCUUCUGUUGAUCUUUGCACUGUCCCCGAGAGCAGAGACAGGGGAUAUCAUUGGGGGACAUGAAGCCAAACCGCACUCCCGACCCUACAUGGCAUACCUGAAGAUCCACGAUCAGAAGUCUGAAAUAUUCCGAUGUGGUGGGUUCCUGAUCCAAGAGGACGUAGUGAUGACGGCCGCUCACUGUAAUGGCAGAAAAAUCGAGGUGCUCCUGGGUACCAACAACAUUGGCAAAAUAAGGAACUGUCUCAGGAAGAAGAUCUCUGUGAUAGAAGCCUUCCCUCAUGAGGGCUAUAAUAUAUAUACUAACGCCAAUGAUAUCAUGCUGCUGAAGCUGGAAAAAAAGGUUAGGUUGACCAACAAAAUCAAUCUCCUGAGCCUGCCAGAUCCACAAACCCGCCUGGGGCCAGGACAGUGGUGCAGUGUGGCUGGCUGGGGACAAACCACCUCCAAGGGAAAGGCUUCUAAAAAACUGAUGGAGGUGGAGCUGAAAGUACAAAAUGAAGAGAGGUGCAAAAGAAUCUACAAAAAUUACAACCCGACCACUCAGCUGUGUGCAGGAGAUGAGAACGAAAAAGAUGCCAUGAAGGGAGACUCCGGAGGUCCUCUCGUGUGUGACAAUGUAGCUCAGGGCAUCGUGUCCUAUGGAGACAAAAACGGAAAUCCUCCAGGCAUCUACACCAGAAUCUCCUUUUUCCUGCCCUGGAUAAAGAAAACGCUGAGAAGAAUGUAA
Sorex araneus (European shrew) is the source of this 741-nucleotide messenger RNA. RefSeq names its product mast cell protease 1A-like. Gene Ontology annotation, cellular component: cytoplasm; intracellular membrane-bounded organelle. The coding region runs from base 1 to 741 and encodes 246 amino acids. The record is from RefSeq and is a predicted model, not a curated record. Gene Ontology annotation, molecular function: serine-type endopeptidase activity. The transcript is spliced from 5 exons. Gene Ontology annotation, biological process: proteolysis. NCBI's taxonomy places the organism in Eukaryota, Metazoa, Chordata, Mammalia, Eulipotyphla, Soricidae.